This is a messenger RNA of Trichechus manatus latirostris (Florida manatee), 5698 nucleotides long. It is a transcript of the gene AQP9, whose product is annotated as aquaporin 9. The transcript is spliced from 6 exons. Gene Ontology annotation, cellular component: plasma membrane; basolateral plasma membrane. Lineage: Eukaryota; Metazoa; Chordata; Mammalia; Sirenia; Trichechidae. Bases 657 to 1544 code for a protein of 295 amino acids. Gene Ontology annotation, biological process: water transport; glycerol transmembrane transport. Gene Ontology annotation, molecular function: glycerol channel activity; urea transmembrane transporter activity; water channel activity. The record is from RefSeq and is a predicted model, not a curated record.
AUGGUCCCAUUGUAGGUUAAUUUCUCCACCUCUAAAGUGGAUGCAGUGGUUCUUUUCAGCCUCAGGGUGCUGCCGUGAAGUCACUGAAGUGCCUGGAAGAAAAGAGGAGGGACUAAACCUGUGAAACAACUAAUCUAUGUUGUCUUAGUUUCUCGUUUCUGCGAAAACUGUUGUAGGAAAGGGUGUUUGACACUAGACAUCUAUGUCAUUGAUUAGACGAUUCCAAACUGCACCCCAACCACCCACUUCAGAAAAAGGAAAAAAAAAAAUCCACGGCCCGCUGUUGUGCAACCCGUGAAUCUGGACCGGGGCCCAUCGCUGUGGUUUGGCCAGGCAACCAGCACAACAUCUCUUUUCUCAUCUCGUGAAAAAAAAGGAGAAACAAUAUCCCGAGAAUAAAGGUAAUGAUUAAUCUGUUGGUCACAAAGAGGCUCAUUUUGGGGCUUUCAAGCAAACAGCAGAAGAACAGGGAAAGACAGCUUCACCAGAAGAGGAUUAGGUCACAGCCUCUAACUGGGACAGCAUUUGAAGAGUCAGACACUCAGCAGACAUCUCCAGGAAUCUGGCAGCAGCGGUCAAGGCCGUGAGGGCCGGCACCAGAAGACACUGAACCAGCAGACACUGGUGGAGAGGGUGGACCCGCAAGAAGCCCGGAGAUGCAGCCUGAGACGCAACAGCCGGGCAGGAGCUUCAAGCAGAAGCUGGCCUUGAAGAGCAGCUUGGCUAAAGAAACCCUCGCUGAGUUCUUGGGCACGUUUAUAAUGAUUGUCCUUGGAUGUGGCUCUGUUGCCCAAGCCGUCCUCAGUCGAGGGCAUUUUGGAGGGAUUGUCACCAUCAAUGUCGGAUUUGCGAUGGCUGUUGCCAUGGCCAUUUACGUGGCUGGAGGUGUUUCCGGCGGCCACAUUAACCCAGCUGUGUCUUUCGCAAUGUGUCUCUUUGGGCGGAUGAAAUGGAUCAAAUUUCCUUUUUAUGUGGCAGCCCAGUUCUUGGGAGCCUUUACGGGGGCUGCAACCCUGUUUGGCAUUUACUACGAUGGACUUAUGUCCUUUGCUGGUGGACAAUUGCUCACUGUGGGAGAAAAUGCAACAGCACACAUUUUUGCAACAUAUCCAGCUUCAUAUCUGUCCCUGGCGAAUGCGUUUGCAGACCAAGUGGUGGCCACGACGUUCCUCGUGAUGAUUGUCUUUGCCGUUUUUGACUCCAGAAACUGGGGGGUCCCCAGAGGUCUACAGCCUAUUGUCAUCGGCCUCCUGAUUAUUGUCAUUGCUUCCUCUUUGGGACUGAACAGUGGCUGUGCCAUGAACCCAGCUCGAGACCUGAGCCCCAGACUGUUCACCGCUUUGGCUGGAUGGGGGUCUGAUGUCUUCACAGCUGGAAAUAACUUCUGGUGGAUUCCAGUAGUGGGUCCUAUGGUUGGUGCCAUCGUUGGAGGACUCAUCUAUGUUCUCAUCAUUGAGAUCCACCACCCAGACCCCGACACGGGCCUCACGGCACAGCCGUCGAAGGACCAAGCGGAGAAAUAUGAGCUCAGUGUGGUGAUGUAGUGACAUGUUCACUUCUUGACUCGUAACUGGCUGAGCUGGUCAUCUCUUCAGGAAAGACGGCAUCCACGAGUCUGUGUUUUCAUAAGACUGGGGUGGAAUCUGCCCAAUUUUCUCUACUGGUCACGUAGGACACCUGAUUGGAUAAGCAUCAGAGUGAAGGUUUGAAGUCACUGACCUGUUCUCUACUGGGUUUCCCCCGAAUAGCACUGAUUGUCCGCUGAAUCAGCCUGCCUUCCUGCCCUUUUUACUCUUUUGGUGGGAAUCCUUACUCCUGGAUGAACACUAAUAGCUUGGAAUCUUGACCAUGGACUUACUUGGAGGUCCUGCUGCUUACUGGUAUGAAGUCGAGCCACCAAAAGUCUUGUUUUCAAUAUCCACUAAGAUUACAUUCUGAGCACCAACCAAAACCUAAAUUGAAAGCUAAAACCGUGGCUUCAGUUAACAGAUCGGUGAACUGGGGACCAAUGGGUUACUGCCCUUGCUGUGUUCUGCCACCGUACUUAUAUGAACACUGAUAGUCUCCAAACCGAGGGGUACAGGAAGCUGCAGAAUGCAGCUGGAAAACUAGGAGAAGGACAUUGUGGCACUCAGAAAACGCAGGAGACAAGAUAAAUUUGGGAAACCAGAUAGGAUUUUUUUAAUAGACACCAUUUAUCAGAUUGAUAUCUUGCUCUUCUGCAUUUUAGAGGGCAGCAAUUAAUUUCCUGGUCUUUAGCGUAUAAUAGCCUAUAAAAUAUAAUCGUAACCUCAGUCAUGAAAAAUACAUCACUCUGUAUUUUUACCUCAAAUGUAUUUUCCUAAUUGCCCACUUGAGGACAGACACUGGCAAGUUAAGUCAAUGGCUGUUUUCACCCAUUGUUCUACACUUGUUCUAGAAGCAAAAACAGACACUGUUGAAUCCUGGUCUAAGCAAAUCCUCCGGAUGGGAGUCCCUGGAGAGAUAAUGUUACCUUAAUGGGCUUUACAAUUCGCAAAGCACUUUCACACAUAUUAUCUAAUUUAAUCCUCACGAGGACCUCCUGAGGUAAAUACAAUGCUGCCCAGUUUUCAAACGAGGAGAGGAAUCUCAGGGAAGCUACGUGAAUUGCCCAAGGUCACAUGGAAGGUUGAAGAGUGGUUAGUGCAUCUCGUUCAUACCUGGUUAAGAAUCUUUGUCAGCCCUUCUUGGCUGGCCACAAAAAGUGGGACUGACAGCUGCUGGAUCAUUUACACCUUCUAGAGACAACGCUCCGGGACCCCAAGAUAUAAAGACUCACAGUCUGGUUUUAUUCCCGCCAUUACUAAAUCAGUAACAAGGGAAAGAGGUAGUAAUCUGAUCAUAUUUUUUAUCUGCUGGGAAAAACAAUCAGAAAUCCUCCCUUCCUAGGCUACUCUUAGUCUGGCUAAGUCUUAAUCUUCCUUCCCUGCCAAACCCAAACAUUCCAUUCUGGGAAUUUCCUCUUGGGCAGGAUCUUCCCUGUGAAGUUCUCUAAUUGACUCUGCUUUGGUCAAGAGAGUUUCUGUAAGUUACAAAUACCAGAACUUGGGACCAAACCCCCUGAGAGCUGUGGGAACCGCUCUACAAGUGGUGUACCUCAGCCAACCUGAGCCUGGCAUUCCCAGACCCAUCGGGUUCCCCAGCUGCUAUGUGAUAACAGACCAACAAAAAGCCAAUGUAAAAUGCUUCCAAUAGGCUUAUGCUCUACAGUCUAUGGACAUACAGAAUUUUAUUUUCCUUGCUCUAAAUAUAUUUCCUGGAUAUUUCCUUUUUGAAGUAAAAUUAUUGCUUUUUUGAGUAUUGAUAAGUAUGAAGACUGCUAAGUACACUUAGUUCAGAGGGUGUCUACCCUGUCUACAAAUUGAAAUCUCCUGGGGAGCUUUUAAAAUAUACUAAUGCCCAGUGGGUCCUUUGUAAAUAUUUCAUAUGACUCUCUAAUGUGCAGUGAAAGUUGAGAAUGUUGACUUGGUUGAAUCACGUGGGUCAAAGGAUCUUUUGAGAAUCAAGUCUUGUGGCGGCCAGGUAAUUCCUGGUGGGAUUCUUGGAGUCUUGGGAUCCUCAUGGAUUAGAGCAGAGGUUUUCAACAGGGGUGAUCCUUCCCUCCUCCCAGGGGACAUUUGGCAAUAUCUGGAAACAUUUUUGAUUGUCACAACUUGGGAGCGGGGGCAGGUGGUGCUACUGACGUUGAGGGGUAAAUGCUGCUGAACAUGGUACAAGCACAGGAUAACCACCGACAACAAAGACUUCUCUGGCCGGAAAUGUCAACAGUGCAGAGGUUGAGAGACCCUGGCUUCCAGGAAAGGUGAGCAGAGGAGCCAGAGAGGACGCGGAACUCCUACACCUCGAUUCAAGCUCUGCCAGGAGCUGAGAUGCCAAACCGACCAGGAGCAGACCCUGGGGGUGAGUUGCAAUUCUUAGAGAAGAGACAAUCCAAUCUGCGGUCCACUCAAGCGCUCUUUAAACACUACGUGAUGAUUAAUGGUUAGGAUUAUGAAGAGGAAACGUGCACGCAUGGAAAGGAAUCCCAGGAAGAGAUCUUUAAAAUGGAAAAAAAGGUCCUCUUACUCCAGGUGCCUGCAUACAAGUUCCUGCCUCCCCCGCUCCUCCUGCCCACUUACAAGAAUCUGCCUAUGUCAGGUUCUCACCCAAGAGAAUGUUUAUGAGGUUGAAUUAUCUGUUUCGGAAGCCGAUUAGACAGAGCCAACUAACCUAUUUUUUAAAUAGCUCUUUUGAGAGUUAGAUUUGAAGUUCCCUCUACCUCCCCUUCGUCAGUGGAAAAACUUGAUAGGAGCAUUUCUCUUAAUGCGACAAAAUAGAAUUUUUGUAUGAUUCCCCCAACUAUUUAAGAUACCAGCGCGUGUGAAAAAUGGCAGAACUUUUCUAAAUAGCGACACCAGAGUCAAUAUUCAGCUGUUGAACAGCGUAAGCAGAGUAAAAAUGUCACAUUUAAAAAAUCUGAUCCUUAAAAUGUAAAUUAGUAUUUACACACACACACACACACACACGCACACACAGUUAUCUUAUUUUAAAUGUGUGUCAGUGCUCAAAAAUACUGUGAUGAAAAGAGAAUUACAACAUCCAGUUAUAGAGAAUGGUUUAUAAAUUGUAUUUAGCCACAGAGCCUACUGUUCAAAUAAAAUUGUAUGUGGUACCCACAAGAAAACUAGAGCUGCUAGGAAUAAAGAGGGGCUGAGGUGAGGGGUCAGAGUCUCAUCCUGCUCGUGACAUUGUCUUACCCACCCCCAAUGCAGCCCCUGAGCUGUCUCUGAAAAGAAAUUGGAUGGGGGGGCAGGGAUCUUCAGGACAUAGUUUCACAAUUUGAAAACCCCUGGUAAAGGGCUUGAGACAAGUUGUUGAUGAACAUUUUUGUAAAAAUUUCACAGAUAGAACCUACCGAAGACCAUAUUAGUUCAACCUCAGGUAAUUUUCUGAAGUUUUCCUAACAAAUGAAUUAGAUAGGUUAAACAGAAUUAGUCAACCUACCGAGCUUCAGUAACAGAUGUUCUACAUCCGUUCUUCAACUGGGAGUACGUGUUCUCUGAGAUAACGCGUUUAGGAACGUGGAUGUGGAGAGAAGCGAUGUCAGGCUGGCUGCGUUGACUCUCUAAGAUUCUGUAAAAAUAAUACGUAGAUAGAUCAAGCUCCAACAUCUCUCUAAAAGAGUAGCUAGAAAUGGGGUAGCUCUUAUCCACGAGAUGCUGUCCAUGGAUUGAUGAGAGAAAGCAGGCCCCCAUGUACACAGAUCAUGAAUCCGAAAAGCCCAGUCAGUUCCCGUCCAGUUGAUUCUGCCUCAUGGCAAUCCCAUGUCUGUCAGAGUAGAAAUGUGCUCCAUAGGAUUUUCAAUAGCUGACUUUUUGGAAGUAGAUCGCCAGGUCUUUCUUCCAAGGUGCCUCUGGGUGGACUUGAACUUCCAAACUUUCAGUUAGCAGCCAAGCACAUUAACCAUUUGCACCACCCAGGGAGUCCAGAAUAUGAAUAAAUGAAGCAAAUUAGCCAGGAGAAACCAUCUGUGGAUGGAGAUGCUGUCUUUCCCUAACCAUGGACUGGCUCUGUCUUCCUCCAGGGCCGCGGAUAUCUUUCAUGGACCCUAGGCACUUUCGCUUUCCUGGGCCCCUUCUCUCACACAUACAUAUACAACAAAAUUAAAAAUUAUAUUUCAUGGUGUAUCUUUGGCUAU